This is a messenger RNA of Cucumis sativus (cucumber), 2116 nucleotides long. Its product is annotated as eukaryotic translation initiation factor 5. The transcript has 2 exons. Gene Ontology annotation, molecular function: translation initiation factor activity; GDP-dissociation inhibitor activity; eukaryotic initiation factor eIF2 binding. The record is from RefSeq and is a predicted model, not a curated record. Gene Ontology annotation, biological process: formation of cytoplasmic translation initiation complex; translational initiation; formation of translation preinitiation complex. Lineage: Eukaryota; Viridiplantae; Streptophyta; Magnoliopsida; Cucurbitales; Cucurbitaceae. Bases 486 to 1820 code for a protein of 444 amino acids. Gene Ontology annotation, cellular component: cytosol.
UUUUCUUUCUACCAUUCCUUCGAGCGUGUAUAUAAGCCCUUUCCUUCUCCCCAUCAAAAUCCCCAUCGGCUUCUUCGUCACCGCGAAAACAAGAGCCAAAGCCUUUAAGGAUCAGUUUUUUUUUCCUCCUAUCACGACCAUUCAUCACUGUAAGGAAGUUGGCCAUUUGGUCUGCUGUUCUGUAGUUCAAAGUGGAGGGCGUUACGUUUGAAACUCCUUUUAUGUCUGAACGGGCCUCUCUCUUUUUGUCAUCGAUUGGAUUGCUUGGAGAGUAUUGUCCUACGUCUAGGAAAAAGAUCAGCUGUGCUGAGACCAUUGGCUGCAUGCAUCUUGAGUUGCUAGGAGCUCAUAGAAAAGCACGAGGUCUUGGUUUCCAUUUUAUGCGGUCUUUCCCAGCUGCUCAAAGAGCAUCAGGACUUUUUGAAGAUACUGCCACUUCUACCUAUCUUUUCUAACUAGAACUUGCAGUAUUUCUGUUUUUUAACAUGGCGUUGCAGAAUAUUGGUGCCUCAAACCGCGAUGAUGCCUUCUAUAGGUAUAAAAUGCCUAAGAUGGUUACUAAAAUUGAAGGUAGAGGCAAUGGCAUCAAGACUAAUGUAGUUAACAUGGUGGAAAUUGCAAAGGCCUUGGGCAGACCUGCCUCUUACACUACCAAGUACUUUGGAUGUGAACUUGGUGCACAAUCCAAGUUCGAUGAGAAAACUGGAACUUCUCUUGUAAAUGGUGCACACGAGACAGCAAAGCUGGCUGGUCUUCUUGAAAACUUCAUCAAGAAAUAUGUUCAAUGCUAUGGAUGUGGUAACCCUGAGACUGAGAUAAUCAUCACGAAGACGCAGAUGAUCACUAUGAAAUGUGCUGCCUGUGGAUUCAUAUCUGAUGUUGACAUGAGAGAUAAACUCACAACAUUUAUUCUCAAGAACCCACCUGAACAGAAGAAGGGAUCAAAAGACAAGAAAGCAAUGAGGAGGGCUGAGAAGGAACGGCUUAAGGAGGGAGAGGCUGCCGAUGAGGAGCAGAAGAAAAUAAAAAAGGAUGUUCUAAAAAAGAAAAGCACUACUACAAAGGAUGCUGUAACCAAAGUUCCAAGCAAGAAAAAGAAUAAUGGCUCAGAUGAAGAUCAUUCUCCAACUCGUAGCCAUGCUGAUGAUAAUGACCGAGCAGCUGAUGACGAAGAUGAUGAUGACGUGCAGUGGCAAACGGAUACUUCUUUAGAGGCAGCCAAGCAGCGUAUUCAGGAGCAGUUGAGUGCUGUCACUGCAGAUAUGGUCAUGCUCUCAACUACUGAAGAGAACAAGUCGUCAAAGAAGUCAUCUGAGCAUGAGAAGUCUGCAGCCAAUGGUAACAAGAAUGGAAAUGGAGUUUCUACACAUGGUGCCCUCAUUCAAGAAAUCAAAGAUUAUUUGAAGAAAGGUGCAUCCACAACCGAUCUCAAAUCAUUCUUGGAAUCACUCGCUGGAACUCGCCAAGAGAUUGUGAACGCCUUAGUCGAAGCUCUAUUUGAUGGUGUUGGCAAAGGCUUCUCUAAGGAAGUAGUGAAGAAGAAGAAGUUCCUGGCUGUAGUUGCUGCUGUGGAAGGAUCACAGAUAAUUCUUUUACGUGCCAUUGAAUCUUUCUGUCUCAACACAAGUCCAGAGGCGGGUAAGGAGGUUGCCCUUGUCCUGAAAUCACUAUACGAUGGCGAUGUAAUAGAGGAGGAAUUCGUACUAGAGUGGUACCAGCAGGGUGUGGCUGGUGCAAACAAAAGCUCUCAAAUCUGGAAAUACGUAAAGCCAUUCAUCGAAUGGCUCCAAAAUGCUGAGUCGGAGACGGAAGAAGAGUAAGAAUAAUAUUACUGCAUGCCUUUUCGUUAUGCUAUCUCUCUGCCUAUGCGUUGGGUUUUAAAUUUUACUGUCAUAGUUUUUCGUUUAGCAUUUCUGGAAUAAGGGAUGAUCGUGUUGUGUUCUCAUGUCUACGUGUUCAAUUUGGGUGUCUUUGGGUUUAUAUGAACCUUGUCUUUGAACAAUGGUAUUGUAUUUGUUUUUUCUUCAACUAGUAGCGUGUCUCUUAUAAAAGCACUUCUUUAGAACUGCUGUUUAGUUUUUAUUGAAAAAUGGUAUUGCUAUUUCUUGUUUCUUUA